AUGGUCUUGCGCCUGGCGACGCGCAGCUUCGGCUUCUCGCCAGCCUCGUCUGGCGGAAUUGCAGCACAAGUGUCGUCCCGACGUGCUGCUGCGCGAUCACACGGCCGACACACGCGACCAACGGCGGCAGCGUUCACCUCAGGGCCUUCGGCGGCAGCAGCGCGACCAACGGGCAGCAGGCCGCCUACGACCGCCAGGAAGAUGGUGCUUCGGCCCGACUGGGAGAGGGAAGGGAGGGUUUACGGCCUGAGGAUGCCUAGGGAGAGGACUGCCGAGAGAGCCUUCGAGUACCUGGUGGACUACCCUUGCGAAUUCGAAAUCAAGGUCAUCGGGAUCAACGAGGGCAGCUUCGCGGAUGACAUCGCGGCCACAGUCUCCGCCGUUUGCGAGGUGGAAACCUCCGAUGUACGGUUCACCGUUCGAGAUACCACGAGUGGGCGCUACCAGAGCAUUACGGUGCACGCGCCAGUAAAGAACGCGACCAUGCUGUACAAGUGCUACGAGCUCAUCGACGAGGACCCCCGUGUGAAGUUCAAGUUCUGAACCGGGUUCUGAAUCGUCGGGCGAAUGAAGGGCGACCGACGGUUAUCACCCUCGUCUUUACCCGUGGAUGAUUUCAACGCACAACCCCCCACCCGCUCCCGCUGCUGUGGCGGCGUUGGUUCGGUUGACGGCUGCGUUUGUGGGGCGAGUCUGUCGUGUUGUCGUGUUAGACUGGAAAAAGAAGGGGGGUUUCUUUGGUUCAGUCCUCUCGACACACACCUUCACGCACGCUGCUGGUAACGGUGGCACGAAAGCCAUCUCGGAACACGGCGGGCAUUUGGUGGUCGGGUGGGGGUGGGGGUGGGGGUGGGGGGGACGUCUUGAUUGGAAACUGACGUCCUUCGGGCACGCACCUUUCUGGCACUGUCUUCUCUUCUCGAGCCGUGAUGUUGGGCUGCGAUGCCAUCGUCGGCGGUGCGGAGGGCGUGACGCCAUCGGUCUGGCCUUUUGGGUUGGAUGACGCCGGCGAGCUUCGGGAGACCGCUGUGGAUUUGACCCAUCGGGAAUGGCUUGUCCGUUGGGGUCUACCGCUGUAUAUAUUUGGCCCUGUUGUAAGCACUGUUGUUGCCAGCCGGGGGCACGUUGUUUCGGUGCGGUUGGUGACGGGGCUGUGCGUACGGGGGGUUGACCAUGUGGGGGCAAUGAAACAAAUCCCGUUGGAGAGAAUGUGUGACACACUAUUCUAUUAUUGAGAUGAUUGUGGGCGUAGUGCACGUGCUGCAGUGGGAGGGUGACGGAAGUCACGGCGUUGGAGGGAGCACAGCGUGCGUCUGGGAAUAUUUUGGUCUGCUGCAAAGUAUCAAGGGGGUGUAUACGUAUAGUUUUGUGGAACUCGGCGGGGGGGAAUAGAGAUUUUGCAGGCGGUUUGGCGAGAGAGAUCGUUUUGAUUUGAUUCCGGGGACGCGGAGCUGCACUUCACUGUUUAUGCAAAGCAGCAAAUAUCCUUUGCCACGACACACGUGUUGGAUAAUAUUUUCUUUCCAAGCAUGCUUUGGCUCGCUGCAACUAUAAUACAAUGGGCGGAACGCUAGUGGUUGUACCACGGCUCGACUUCAAGUCACGUCGAAGUCGUCGAACGUACACGUAUGUGUCUUUGAUCUCAUACAUACUAGUGUCUGGAGUGUUGUUUGUUUCCUUUCGUUGUCAUUCGCCUGCCCCUUACCUGCGUUGUUCCCCCUACGAAAGAGGCGAGAUACGAUGGCUGAAUACGAGUACGAGUACGAGGAUCAGUGGUUUGGUGCCAACGGUAAAUCCCUCGUCCCGGAGAAGGUUGUUCUGACGUUUCAUGUGUUGGUCGUCGCCUUCCCUGAACUACAGCUGUUGUACAUAAUGUGUAUGUCUGCUUGCAUUGUUUUUGUUCGCGCUUGGCGACGAGAGUGAUAGGCGCCAUCCGCAGAUAGAUGUGAGCUAACGAUUUUCUUGUUCCGAGGAAAGCGCCUUCUCCAGUGGCAAAAGGUUCCGGAACUCUGCUUCCAGCGACUGCUGUAAGGAAGUUGUCUCGCGUUGUCGGGCCGCACCCAGUCGAGUUGAUGACCACCCUGCAACGACGGCACCGUUGUCGUCGUUGUUUAUUUUUGCACAAGCAUGCUCUCCGUAAAUCAAUCGAGCUCGGAUAAUAAUACUUUGGUGGUAGCUACCUAGGUGUUGGUGGUGUGCGUGGCCGCUGAGACAAGCUGGCGAAUUACUUUACUGGGUCCUGGGUGGUUAAGGGCUGCAUAUUGAGCAAAGUCCACAGGAGGAGCACCGUGAAGGUCCCCGGUCCCGGAGAAAAAUAUAUAUGUAUGCAUACCGACACUACCUAUCGUAUUGCUCACGGGAAAAGACUGUGGACUUGGUGUGAGUCACCAGGUGAAGGCAAGCGAUGGGUGGAUGGGUAUGGAUGGGUAGUACGUGCUCACUCCUUUGUGUUGCCUGCUACCUUCUCCGUGGCCCUUCCCUGGUUCGUCGGCAUUCAGUACCCCGAAAGAGAGGUGGAGUCUGGUCUUCAGAGCGGAUUGGGUGUCAUCUGUAACGGCAGGGCAUGUUAACCGGAAGUUCAAGCGUUACGGGAGGGUGCUUGCCGAAUCUGACGGAGGGCACGGACGCUCUUUCGCAAAAUAUCAUUUUCUCAAAUGAUCAAAGGAGGGCGGACCUCGGAUUGGAGGCAGCCCUGCAUGAGCAGGGCAAUUUAUAGCAAAUUAUCGUUUAAUUGCCCCAGUAUAGUCUUGUUCGGUGUUCGUGGAUGGUUGUGUACGCGGUGCACACCCUUCUGAUCUGAUCUCUGCGUACAAGCCUUGCAACUUGUAACACCCAACUCAACUGAAGCGACAUCUGAAUCUUCCGUCGCCACACAGGCUACAAUAACUCCGCGAAAAAGAUGCUGACAUCUGGCACACACUUGUCUAUCCAUGCAGAGACAAAGCGCGCGAAAAACGGUUGGGUUAGCAACAGAAGGGUAAACCAAGACAUGUGCAUGUGUCAUCGUGUUAAAUUUUGCUUCAUUCCAUUGAAAAACAAAGCGAAACUGCGACUGUUACUCAUCUACCAGAAAACACCAUGCGGCUAGUACCACACAAGUAGUAUUAACCUGUAGAAUAUUUUCCUCCUCUAUGACCCCCCCCCCCCCCCCCGGUCCAAUCAGAAGCAAAAUCCCUGACUCUCUGCAGAUGGGGUAACGCCCUGCGUCCCCCAAACAAAAAAAUUUGAAACGUAACCCCCCCAAGAUGAAUUGGGGGGACACCCCUGCUACCCCGAUUCGUUGCUCCUACCCUGUUUUGUACCGAAAGUGUACUGUUGUUACAGUUUGCACCGGUGGCGUGAAGUUCGCAAGGGAAGCUCGCUCUCCUACUUAACCUACUUAAACGCCUGCUCCUCCUGCACCGUGUGACGGAUAUACUUUUAUAUCGUAAUGCCGUCUCCAUUCACGCCAUAUAUACACAGGCCUGAUUUGAAGGGCGAAAUAUUACUAUUCUCCCGCCCAUCCACAUGAAACGAGUUGGCGUUCUGCACCAUGAUUUCACAACCUGCGCAAAAUUAGGUUUGGACGUAAACGGCACGCAAACGCGGAAAAACCGAGAGAAAAGAGCAAACACCUCUAACUACUGUAGCUCGGCGCCUUUGUUUUGCUGCGUCCCCUUUAUUUUAGUCUGCGAGAAAUCUCCGCCCGCCCCACAUCCUCACCUAGCAAAAAACUCGCAACUCGCAAACCCACACAACAGCAGCGAUAUUGGCGUGCAGGAUCGCUGCAACCAAGUGUUGGAACCAGAAGCGACUCCCAAAGGAUCAAUUCUGCAGCCCAAACGGAUAGUUUAGUCUCUUUUCCCUCCAACGCACAGAUGCACGGGAUAGCAAAGCGAAAAGCGUGAUGUCGGGCGAACAACAAAAACGAGUGCUUGUCACUGCCCACACGUCGCGAUUGCGACCUAGUGCGUGGCGGUUUGUCGCCCAAAACGCGAGGAAUUCUCCGCACGUCACAACACCACAACGUAU
Messenger RNA from Ectocarpus siliculosus, 4011 nucleotides. The record is from the annotation of a GenBank genome assembly. NCBI's taxonomy places the organism in Eukaryota, Phaeophyceae, Ectocarpales, Ectocarpaceae.